AGAUGAAAUAAUGACAUCAUCAUCAGAAGGAGAAAUUCUUCAAGUUGGACAGGUCAUCAGAGAACGAUGGAAAAUAAAAGCGAAAAUCGGUGGUGGUGGAUUUGGGGAAAUCUACGAAGCAACAGAUGUUCAAAAUCACCAUGAACGGGUAGCGAUCAAGGUCGAAUCAAGCAAAGCAACAAAGCAAGUGCUCAAAAUGGAGGUCGCAGUUCUUCGACGACUUCAAGGAAAAAAACACGCGUGUAAAUUCUACGGGUGCGGACGAAACGAUAAAUUCAAUUAUUUGGUAAUGAGUCUGCAAGGAAAAAAUCUGGCUGAUUUGAGAAGAGAAGCACCGAAACAGUGCUUUAAUUUGAGUACAGCAGUUCGUGUUGGAAUACAGAUUUUGAAUGGAAUUCGAGAAAUUCAUUCAAUUGGAUUCUUGCACAGAGAUGUGAAACCAUCCAACUUUGCAAUGGGACGCACAUCACAAACAAUGCGAAACGUGUAUAUGCUUGACUUCGGUCUCGCUCGUCAAUAUCUGAAUGCAAAAGGAGAAAUCAGAAGUCCUCGAAGUGCAGCUGGAUUCCGUGGAACAGUUCGAUAUGCAGCAGUAACUGCUCAUAAAAAUAAAGAAAUGGGAAGACAAGACGAUCUUUGGUCUCUUUUUUAUAUGCUCACUGAGUUCUUACAAGGACAAUUACCAUGGCGAAAGAUUAAGGACAAGGAUGAAGUGGGAAAAAUGAAGGAAGAAGCCGAUUUGGUUGUUCUUCUAGAUGAUUGCCCACAUGAAAUGCAUCUUUUUGUUGCACAUUUGAAAGUUUUAGGAUAUGCAGAUACGCCUGAUUAUGUAUACUUGGAAUCACUUCUUAAUAAGAUUGUCGCUGAAAAUGAGAUCAGUUGGGACGAACCGUACGACUGGGAAUUAGGAUACGACAACAUGGCGACACGGCAAAAACAACAGGCGAAUGGGAAUUUGUCUGCUAGGCUGAAAUCCCAUACGACUGCAGUCAUCAAAGAUCAACGAAACGAGAAUAGAGCUCUCGAUACUCAGGCUCCAAUCACAAUGGGUGAGGACGAAGACGAACAAACGAAUGGUCAAAUGGCUAAUCUUGGGGCGGGGUUCGAAAGUACACACGAAAAAGCGGCGGAGAAACCAAAAUACAAAAGACACGAAUUCCUAAAACCUAAAUACGGAACUGUCAAUUUGGAUGUUAUCGACGCAGUAAACGCCAGAUUUGCGGCAUGUGACGAUGAAAAAUAUCGAGGUGGAACAGCGGAUGUUGAAGCAAACUUCCAACUUCCAUCUUCAAUUCUGAAAGCACAACCACAAGUUGCUGAAUCAUCACUUUCUAUCAAAAGAGUUGCCGGUUUACCUGUGGAUAAAACCAGAAGCAAUAAAUCAAUAACACUGUCCAUAAACAAUCGAUAUAAAUCUGGUGCAAAAACCAACAAGAUCUCAUCGUUCGAUAACACAAAUGCUCAAAUGGAUGAAAACUCUGCAAAUAAUGUAAGGACACAACAGACGUUAAUGAGUAAAUGGCAAGGAUCAUUUGAUGCAAGUUGCGAAGAAAUGAUGGAUGGUGGAGAUGCAGAAGAUCGGGGACAUGGGAGGCUAAAUCCUGCAUUCCCUGUACCAAAAGCAUCUCUACUAUCAACUCCAAGAUCAAUGGAUUCAAAUACAUCACCUGGAGGAAAUUCACCAUCAUCUCCAAUGAACCCAAGAGCAUCUCCAAUUCAACAACGCCGGUUAUCAAGAUCUGAAAAAGAUAGAAGUGGAAUACACAGGACAGCAAGUUGUGGAGCACCUCAAUCAAAUAGUAUUAUUAGUCACUUUAAAGGAUUAAUAAAUUCAUUUAACAAUCUUGGAGUCGGUAGUCGAUUAUCAAGGACAACCUCGAUUGAUGAGACUGCGAAUCGACAAAAUACUGCCCCAGUACCUGCUCAUCAAUACCAAAUGAAUCAUCGAAAUGAGGAUAAUAGUUAUGGAAUGAGGCAUUCAACAUCAAUGGGAGUUCACAAUAAUAGUCAGAAUACUCAACGGAUUAGUGCAACUUUCAAUGCAUUUGAAUCACCUGAAGAACGAGAACGGAGACGAGAACGGAGGAUGAGAAGGAGAAGUGUUGAGAGCAAUGGAAGGGUUGAACUCGAGACUCCACCUCCAUCAGUUCGUUCUCCAGUUGUUGUCAAUAAGUCAUCUGUUGUACAUGCUCCUGCAAGUUCUCCUCCUGUCAAAAUUCGUGAUAACGGAAUUGAUGAAGAAUUCCGAAUUCCACUUGAAGAAAACAACAAACCACUUCUGUUUUAUAAACGAAAACGAUAUCAAUUUUUAAAUUUCCCAAGAACUUCAUCUAAAUCAUAGCCAUAACCAGGUCUCUUUUUCUUUCAAUUAUUUUUGUCCCUGUCCUCUCUUUCUCUCUUUCUUCUUGUCAACCAAAGCACUGUUAUGACAUUUUCUAGUCGAAACCUAUCUUGUCCAAAAGCCUUUUUUCUUUUUUGUCUCAUAAAUAUAAUUAACAAAAAAAACAUAAUUUGAAAUCUUUGGUAUAUGAACAAAACUUUCAUUCUCUCUUUCUGUGCCAUUCGGUUACGGUAAUUCGCAAUAAAAAUAUUGAUC
Molecule: messenger RNA, 2596 nt
Organism: Caenorhabditis elegans
Lineage: Eukaryota; Metazoa; Nematoda; Chromadorea; Rhabditida; Rhabditidae
Gene: ttbk-7
Product: Protein kinase domain-containing protein
Exons: 13
Coding region: 11-2341 (776 amino acids)
Molecular function (GO): protein serine/threonine kinase activity; ATP binding; nucleotide binding
Source: RefSeq, marked reviewed